Molecule: messenger RNA, 394 nt
Organism: Cricetulus griseus (Chinese hamster)
Lineage: Eukaryota; Metazoa; Chordata; Mammalia; Rodentia; Cricetidae
Source: RefSeq, a predicted model, not a curated record
AUGUCUCAUGCAAGUACACUGAAAAUAUCACAUUUUAAAAUUAGGCACGUAGGGGGCAGUUUCUUCUGCCUUCCAGCUCUGCGGGCCUCGCAGAGCCUCCUGGGGCGCCAUGUUGGGCCAGAGUGUCCAGAGGUCCUUCGAAGCCACUAUGAGGAGGGCCCGGGAAAGAAUUUGCCAUUUUCAGUGGAAAACAAGUGGCGGUUACUGGCUAUGAUGACUGUGUACUUUGGAUCUGGAUUUGCCGCUCCCUUCUUUAUAGUAAGGCACCAACUACUCAAAAAAUGAGGAUAUUUAAUUCAUCCCUCUAACGGAAUGAAGAUUGUUUAAGAGAUGUGAUCUGAAAAUUGGAUUAAACUCUUGAACUCUUAUUACUAAAUAAAAUUGUAAAUAAACU